Salvelinus fontinalis (brook trout) is the source of this 2885-nucleotide messenger RNA. Its product is annotated as PDZ domain-containing protein GIPC1-like. The coding region runs from base 318 to 1304 and encodes 328 amino acids. Gene Ontology annotation, molecular function: protein binding. The transcript has 6 exons. NCBI's taxonomy places the organism in Eukaryota, Metazoa, Chordata, Actinopteri, Salmoniformes, Salmonidae. The record is from RefSeq and is a predicted model, not a curated record.
UAUUGAAACAGAGUCGCAGUUCUCUGAGAGAGAUACAGUAAGAGAGAUACAACGAGGAAAACAUCCCACGUUCGCCACCUACCUGUUGAAUAUCACCGCACGUUUAAUUUGCAACUUUGGGGUUGGGUUGACGAGUCACUCACUGUCGAAGAACAAAGUCGAACCUGGGAAAAGGAGAGUCAGUCGAGUUUUUGUCGAGGUAAAUGCGGAAGGAAGGACGAUUUGUGGAAGAGGUAGCCAUUCCAAUGUUCUAGCCGGACAGACAGACCACCGGAUUUAUCAACCGAUCAAACAGAUUUAUUGACGCCAAAAACACAAUGCCUUUAGGACUGAGACGAAAGAAGAACAAGUCGAGAGAGAGCUCGAACCUGGUGGAGAAUGAGGAGGUCGGGGGACACGCAGCUGGGAGCUCCGUGAAGUCGACGGUAAACGGAGCGGGGCUCCCACCACCACCUGCUAACCUGCGGCCCAAACUAGUGUUCCACACUCAGCUAGCCCACGGCAGCCCCACGGGAAGGAUCGAGGGAUUUACUAACGUCAAAGAACUCUACGGGAAAAUAGCCGAUACGUUCAAUUUAAGUCCGCCAGAGAUCCUGUUUUGUACUCUGAACACCCAUAAGAUCGACAUGGAGAAGCUGCUUGGUGGUCAGAUCGGCCUGGAGGACUUUAUAUUCGCCCACAUUAAAGGGAUUAAGAAGGAAGUGGAGGUGUUUAAAUCAGAGGAGGCCCUGGGACUCACCAUCACAGACAACGGGGCGGGAUACGCCUUCAUCAAGCGUAUCAAGGAGGGCAGUGUGGUGGACAAUGUGAAGGUGAUCUCUGUCGGAGACCACAUAGAGUGCAUCAACGGGAAGAACAUAGUGGGAACACGUCACUACGAGGUGGCUCGCAUGCUGAAGGAGCUGCCGAAGGAGCAGAAGUUCACCCUCAAACUGGUGGAGCCCAUGAAGGCCUUCGAGAUGCUGGAGCCGAGGUCGAAGGGAGUCAAGCCGGACAGUGACAAUAAGUUGGGGACAGGGAGAGGGACUCUGAGACUGCGCGCCAAAGGACCUGCUACCGUCGAGGAAAUGCCGACAGAGUUUGAGGAGAAAGCGGUGAAGAAGGUGGAUGACUUGCUGGAGAGUUACAUGGGUAUCAGAGAUACAGAACUGGCGGCGACCAUGGUAGAGGUGGGUCGGGACAAGAAGAACCCUGAUGAGUUUGCCAUGGCUCUGGACGAGGCUCUCGGAGACUUCGCCUUCCCUGACGAGUUUGUGUUCGACGUCUGGGGCGCCAUUGGAGAUGCCAAACAGGGACGUCUUUAAUGUUUUUAACUGAUUACCCAGAUCACCUAGCCUGGUCCAAGACAGCACAAACACAUCUGGGACCAGGCUACCAACCCCUGCUCCAGUGGACAAAUAUCAGCCAGUAGAGAAAGAGGGGUGGGUUUUGUAAGGGGUGGGAAUCACCAGGGACAUCACGCGACGACACAACAUUAUGUAUUGCGAUUCUGUGAUUUUAUUCUCAAUUUGAUGUUUCCGAACAUAUUGCUCACUAAAUGUCUGCUGCAGAAGGACAAGCUAGAGAAUGAGGAAAUUAGUUUUAAAAUAAGUCACUAUGUAAAAAAGAUAAACACACAAGACAAACUAUAGGAUGGAAAAUACCAGAAUUUUUUUUGCGCAGGUACAUCCGACUAACGCUAGCUAACACUACCUUUGAAAAUGAAAAAAAUCGAUACUUAAAGGAGUCAAAGCAUCUACAUAAUAUUAUAAUUUUAUUCCUCUAUUGUUGUUGUUAUUGUUAUUAUUAUAUACACCCUCGAAGACAGAAUCACUUAUUGAUCAGUCAUGUCCCACUCAACCUAUUUCUCUGGAAUACAUCCCAAAUGUAAACACUAUUCCCUGUAUAGUGCACUACAUGGAACCCUAUUCCCUUUAUAGUGCACUACAUGGAACCCUAUUCCCUUUAUAGUGCACUACAUGGAACCCAAUCCCUUUAUAGUGCACUACAUGGAACCCUAUUCCCUUUAUAGUGCACUACAUUGAACCCUAUUCCCUUUAUAGUGCACUAUUUGGCACCCUAUUCCCUUUAUAGUGCACUACAUGGAACCCUAUUCCCUUUAUAGUGCACUACAUUGAACCCUAUUCCCUUUAUAGUGCACUAUUUGGCACCCUAUUCCCUUUAUAGUGCACUACUUGGCACCCUAUUCCCUUUAUAGUGCACUACUUGUCCUUUUCCACGGGUUACAAACACUACUUCUAAUAACUGGUGUGAAUUGUAAUGUACUAAUGAUCACAUACUACUGUUAAUCGUGGCUUUUUUAUAUUGUGUUUUCAAAUGUCGCUGUGGAGUUUUAAACCCCAUCAGAUCCCCCAUCAGAAACAGAUGCUGUGCGGUCUUCAUAUGUCCCAACGCCUCACAGACGACUGUUUUAUUUAGACACGACAGAGAAGUCAAACCAAUAGUUUGGUUUUUAAUCUAGCUAUGGAGGGUCCACUUUCCAGCUAACAUUCCUUCACUCUUUGUGGCAUUUUUUGUUGUUGUACAGGCUGCUUAGUAUAUAAUUAUCUUAUAAUAGAUAAAUACUUAUUUUUGUUUAUUUAUUUGUUCAAAUAAACUUUCAUUUAUUUUUAAGCUGGAAAAUGUUUUAUAAAAUCUCAAGACAGACGAUUGGAAUUCGACAGAAAUCUUGAAAAGGGUUUUGACUUGUGGCCAAUUGCAAUUCAUAAUGUCCGACACUGUCGAAAGAAACUAGUAGAUUGAAUUGACACAGUAAUUAAUUCUUACUGUAGUAUGUGUAUCGAGUUGUUUUUAGAGAGGUUUACUACUGAACACAACUUCAGUGUUUUAUGGAAAUACUUUAAGGGAUCACUGUUAGACAAAAAAAAUAAAUGUACUAUUCUCUA